Molecule: messenger RNA, 294 nt
Organism: Penicillium maclennaniae
Lineage: Eukaryota; Fungi; Ascomycota; Eurotiomycetes; Eurotiales; Aspergillaceae
Product: ubiquinol--cytochrome-c reductase subunit 8
Exons: 4
Coding region: 1-294 (97 amino acids)
Biological process (GO): mitochondrial electron transport, ubiquinol to cytochrome c
Source: RefSeq, a predicted model, not a curated record
AUGGGUGGUGCUGUCGAUCCUAAGAACGGCCACUUCAUCGGCAACUGGGGCGAGUUCGGUUGCCCGACCCCCCAGCGCAUCGCCACCUACGCCCUCUCGUCCAACCGUCAGCGCCCCUUCGCCGGUGCCUUCCACGCCGCCAUCUUCAACGUCUUCCGCCGUUUCCGUGGCCAGGUCCUCUACGUCGCCCCUCCCUUCAUUAUUGCUUACGCGGCUAUGAACUGGGCUGUUGAGCGCAACGACUACCUUAACUCCAAGCCUGGCCGUAUGCUUGAGGGUGGUGGUGAGGAGUAA